This is a messenger RNA of Colletotrichum lupini, 4134 nucleotides long. RefSeq names its product tRNA pseudouridine synthase D. Gene Ontology annotation, cellular component: nucleus. The coding region runs from base 1 to 4134 and encodes 1377 amino acids. Gene Ontology annotation, molecular function: hydrolase activity; pseudouridine synthase activity; RNA binding. Gene Ontology annotation, biological process: pseudouridine synthesis. The transcript is spliced from 10 exons. The record is from RefSeq and is a predicted model, not a curated record. Lineage: Eukaryota; Fungi; Ascomycota; Sordariomycetes; Glomerellales; Glomerellaceae.
AUGGAUUGGAGGGGGAACCAGGCGUUGCGGGUCAUGGCGACCUCAUCACCUUCCUGGAAAGAUGUAGUUUGUCGGGUAACUGCUUCCAACUUGGAAACAGACCACAACACCAACAAUAACAAGAUUCUGUUCUUUUCCUUGAGCGUCUUCAUCUUACCAAUCACCGAGACUGACUUGACUGUACUUCAAGUCAUCUCAAUACCAGCUCCAAGUGAAGACGAAAGGCAGCAAAGGGACGUCAUCAGAUCGUCCAAUUUCACAAUGGCCUCAUCAACAUCCAUGACGGUGGUGGACGUCCACACCCACAUGUACCCCCCGUCCUACGUCAAGAUCCUCGAAUCUAGAACCACCAUUCCCGUCGUGCGCAGCUUCCCGCAAACACCAGACCCGCGCCUCAUCCUCCUGGCCUCGGAGGAACAAGCCCUCGAUGAGGCUACCAAGGAUCCUUCAGCGAAGCCUCCUGGCCGGCCGCUGACCUCUCACUACGCCUCGCUCGACCAAAAGGUCCACUUCAUGGACACGCACAAGAUCAACAUCUCGGUCAUCUCCUUGGCGAACCCGUGGCUCGACUUCAUCGAUGCCUCCGAAUCUGGCGCCAUGGCCAAGGGCGUCAACGAGGAGUUCGACGGCAUGUGCGCCGCACACCCGGGCCGCCUCUUCUUCUUUGCUGCUCUGCCUCUAACGGCAUCACUCGAGACCAUCUUGGAGGCCAUCAACCACGUCAAAGCCCUCAAGUACUGCCGCGGCAUCAUCCUCGGCACUUCGGGGCUCGGCAAGGGCCUCGACGACCCGGACCUGCUGCCCAUCUUCAAGGCCAUCGCCGCCGCCCGCCUGACCAUCUUCCUGCACCCGCACUACGGGCUGCCCAACGACGUCUGGGGUCCCAGGGCGAGCAACGAGUACGGCCACGUUCUUCCCCUGGCCCUGGGUUUCCCGAUGGAGACCACCAUCGCCGUGGCACGCAUGUACCUGGCUGGCGUCUUCGAUGACGUCCCAGAGCUGCGCAUGCUUCUGGCGCACAGCGGAGGCACGCUGCCUUUCCUGGCGGGACGCAUCGAGAGCUGCAUCAUGCACGACGGGCAGCUGGUGCGCGAGGGCAAGGUCGGCAAGGGCCGCCGGACGAUUUGGAGCGUGCUCAAGGAGCAGAUCUACCUCGACGCCGUCAUCUACUCAGAGGUUGGGCUGAAGGCGGCCAUCGAUGCCAGUGGAGCGGAUAGACUCAUGUUUGGCACUGAUCAUCCCUUCUUCCCGCCAUUGACCUCUGAUGAGCAGGGCGAGUGGGAGAGUGUGAGCAUGAAUGCUGAUGCCGUUGCUGUGGCGGUGGGUGAGGGAAGCGAGCAGGCCAAGGCCAUCAUGGGCGGCAAUGCGAUUGAGAUUUUGAGACUAAAGGUUUGGUGGGACCGAAUUACACCGCCUGCCAAAUUUCAUCCCAUUUACCACUUUCUGCUGGCAAUUCCUGAAAAUAUGGCAAUUGGCCCCGCGAUUUUUACUUCCUUUUACUCGAGAGAACAGACCAAUUCUCAUUACACGUCAAUUGAGAUCACAAUGGCGGCUGAAGUCCGCCGCUCUAACGGCACGCGCCUUGAUGCGUCCCUCGGCAUCACUGAGCGCAUUGCGCCGAGUAUGGUCGCUUGGACUGGAGACAUGCGCAAAAGAUACACCGACUUCCAAGUCUACGAAAUUAACAAAGAUGGUUCCGUCCUCCACCUCACAGAAACUCGCCUUCCCCCGCCGCCAAAGGAGACCACGCCGCCUCCACCAGCACCUCCUGCACCUGCUGUUCCCGUAGUAGAAGAGAAGAAGGGAGAAGAAGAGCCGAAGCCAGAAGAGCCAUCGAAAGAUGGAGAGGCCGCCGAAAAGCCCGCCGCGGUCAUCCCCGAAGUCCCCGCUGAGGACAUUGCCCUCCUCGCCUCCCUCACAAACGACGACUUCGCCAACCAGCUCGUCACCAUCUACAAGACGAUAUCCGCUGACAAGAUGGCCAAAACCGAGCCCGUCACAUCCCCCAUCAUGGACGACAAGGACAGGCGCUCCCAGCUCCACCAAAACGUCCGCCGCAUCUUCAACUCCACCAUCGACACCACCACCGAUCCCACGGGCGCUAUCGUCGCCCGAGUCCCUCCCCCUCGCGGCAAGGGCAAGGGCAUGCGUGGCGGCCGCGACAACAACAACAACAACCGCGAGAACAAUAAACAGAAGAAGAAGCAGCCCAAGGCCGUGGCCCCCGGCGAGGGCGAGUACCUCCACUUCACCCUCUACAAGGAGAACCGCGACACCAUGGACGCCCUGCACCAAAUCUCCAAGGCCCUCCGCAUCAAACCCCAGGCCAUCGGCACCGCAGGCACAAAAGACCGCCGCGCCGCCACCACGCAGCGCUGCUCCGUCCGCGGCCAGCGCGCCGACGCCCUCCUUCGCGCCCGCCUCUUUGGCGUCACCGUCGGCGACUACCGCUACGCCCACUCGCCCAUUCACCUCGGCGCCCACAGGGGCAACGAGUUCGUCAUCGCCCUCAAAGACUGCCUCGUCGCCGGCAACCCCGACCUUCCCCCCGCCGACCGCUCCUCCCAGAUCCGCGCCUCCGUCGAGGCCGCCAUGGCGAGCAUGCACAACCCGGGCUGGAUAAACUACUUUGGCCACCAACGCUUCGGCACCCACGCCAUCGGCACCCACGAGGUAGGCCGGCUCCUCCUGCAAGGCGACUUUGAAGCCGCCGUCAACGCGAUCCUCUACUACGACGAGUCCAUCGCCCAGCGCGCCCUCGCGGGCGAAGUCCCGGACCAGGGCCACGCCCGCGACGAGCUGAACCGCCACCGCGCCUGCAAGGUCUUCCGCGACGGCGGCUCCGCAGAGGAAGCCCUCUCCCACCUGCCCCGCCGCUUCUCCGCCGAGGCGAGCCUCAUCCGCCACCUCGGCCGCUCCACCGCCCCGUCCCGAAGAGACUUCACCGGCGCCCUCACGAGCAUCACCCGCGGCCUGCGCAACAUGUACCUCCACGCCUACCAGUCCUACGUGUGGAACCACGCCGCAAGCCACCGCUGGCGCCUCUACGGCAAGAACGUAGUCGAAGGCGACCUCGUCCUCGACACUUCUGCCGACGCAGAUGCAGACGCGGACAACGAAGGAGGAGACGACGACGCAGACUCCUCCUCCGCCCCAGCCCGCGUCCUCACCGCCGAAGAAGCCGCCUCGGGAACCUACACCAUCCACGACAUCGUCCUCCCCUCCCCGGGCCACGCCGUGGCCUACCCCACCAACGCCAUCGGCGAAUUCUACACAACCUUCAUGCGCGACAACGGCGGCCUCGACCCGCACGACAUGCUCCGCCGCCACCGCGAAUUCAGCCUGCCGGGAGCGUACCGCAAGGUCGUCGUGCGCUUUCUCUCGGAACCCAGCUUCGAGGUCCGCGCGUACGAGGACGGCGAGGAGCAGAUGCAUCCCACCGACAUGGACCGCAUCCGCGCAGCAGCUGGGCGUGGCGGGAAUGGGAAGAAGCGGGGCCGUCAGGAGGAUGAGAACGCCGAGGAUCAAGAUGCGGCGAAGAAGGUCAAGACCGAGGCGGGUGCGGCGGGAGUGGAUGGCGAAGCUGCGGCGGAUGAGCCGAUGCACGACGCGCCGGCACAGACCUCGGAACCGAAGCAGGAGCAAGAGCCGGAGCAGCAAGCGGAGACCGCCACCGCCGAUCCGAACGGUACCCCGUCGACCCCCGAAAAGACAAAGACGGCCGUCGUGGUCACCUUCCAGCUCCCCAAGAGCGCCUACGCCACCGUCGCGCUGCGGGAACUGAUGGGCGUCGACGAGUCCGAAGUCGCCGCGGCUCCUACGGCUGCCUCCGCUGCCCCUGCUGCUGCCAUCACUGAUACUACCGCUGCUGCCCCCGAGGCUGCCGAGGCAUCACCGCUUCACGGCUCAAAAAGCAUAUAUAUGUACAAUGCCACCUACAAGGCCAAUCCUACUCUUACCAACCCACUUAAAUCUUUUUGUUUGUAUUGUUCCAAGCCGAAUAGACAAUCGCUUGGAUACACAAUAAUGCCUACAGUCUUUGCUGAAUAUCCACCGCCACCGCCGCUUGUCCAGGUACACGUCUGCCUCCGCUACAUAUAUCCAGAAAGUAAAUCUGACCCCCUGAAGGCGUAA